Puccinia graminis f. sp. tritici CRL 75-36-700-3 is the source of this 888-nucleotide messenger RNA. RefSeq lists its product as uncharacterized. The transcript is spliced from 2 exons. NCBI's taxonomy places the organism in Eukaryota, Fungi, Basidiomycota, Pucciniomycetes, Pucciniales, Pucciniaceae. The coding region runs from base 1 to 888 and encodes 295 amino acids. The record is from RefSeq and is a predicted model, not a curated record.
AUGGAAAGUUUCAUCCCAGCUGAUUUGGCCUCCCCACAUGGACUAAAACCAAAUCAUAUUGAAGGGACUAGGUUUUUAACUGGAGAGUUAGGCACCCUGGAGAGACUGCUUGAAAAUUCUAGAAAGGAAAAUCACAAGAACAAACUUCACAAUUUAUCAGUCAACUUGGAUAUUAGAGGCCAAAAACUUGGGGAAUCACCUUUACCUUCCAGCAUAGCCACCAACAAUUCCACAGGCCAGAUCCAACUUUCCAACCUUGCUCAGGUUCCUUUUUCUUCCAAGCUGAUGGGGCCAUCAGUCAAGUUGGGGGAGGAAUCCACGGUCAAAGCCCUGGAUUUCAAAUUUUUUUGUCCUUGCAAGUCAUGUUUUCAUCCAAUCGGCGACGACCAUCUGCGAUUUCCGAUUGAGAACGAUAGCGGUGGUUCAGCUUUUAUCAUUGUCAGGAUGGAGGCCAUCAAGGCAGUUAGAACAGCCUACUACAGUUUCAAUCGCAAGGUAGUCCAACUCGCGCCUGGGCAACAGUUUUUGCCUUGUCUCCUUUCCAUCGGCGGUUGCCCUGUCCAGCAGAAUACCAGUUACAACCUGGGCAUUAGAUAUGUUGAAUUUAGAGAAGAAACGACCAUUGAGGUAAUUAAAGUAACUUACUAUAGCAUCAAUCAGAAGGAAGAUCAGUUCGCGAUUUUUCAAGGAAGCGAGGUGUUCUCUUCUGAAGCUUUUGAAGUGGGGAACGAUCGCUUCAACGGUAAAUCUACUAUUGGGAUCGAUACCAUGUUUGUUUUAGCCAGCGAUGACAAGAGCGAGGAGGUGACGGCAGCUUGGUUUGUUGGCGAAGUUGGGAAGGAAGGAUUCUUCAAAAAAGUCUGCUAUGAGAAGAAAGAAAAGGCAUAG